GCCUUCAGUCUUGCAGUCGCACUCACAGCACCUGUUUUGUUGAUCCAUCCGCCCAGCCCAACCUCUUCCCUUACGCCAAAACCUCAAUCCUAACGCGAUAGUAACUGCUAUCUGAGGUCUCAUGCCCGAUCCUUUGCCAUCGCCCCCAUCGCGGCGCCGUUGGUAUCAGCGCCUUCGUCGGCGUAUCUCUCCUUUGCCUUCCUCAGAAGGUGCUCAGCCCCAUCGGUUCAAUAUGCGGCGCUUUCUAUCCAGGCUUGAACGGACGCGCGAUCCUGAUUGCACUCCCCCGAACUCACCUAGCCGACAUUCGUCUCCUACGGCGCCGAAGCCAUCAGAGAUAGACCACGCAUUGUUACCAUCACGACCACGCCUCUUAUUACUCGAUUACGAAUAUCCUGUCGUUCCCGGGCAACAGCCGUGUCCAGAUGAACCCAUCGAAACUUGGUAUGCUGCUCUUGCACGAUACGAGAGAGAUACAGGCACUGCUCUCUCUAUAUCUUGUACCAGAGCGACGGAUGUUCUCAGCCGUGUCGAUCAUAAGGAGGCGUACUUGGAACGGUUCGGUGCAGGCAGUGCUACACGCAUGAUGGACAUUCUCGUAACGAUUGUGCAAGCUGUGUCAUGUCUGAGCGAGAUGGUAGACAACACAGAGAUAUCGGUGAGAUCCACGACAAGCAAUGCCUACCGUGACUCACAUCGAUUCAGGCGCCUCAUUUGCGUGCAAUAACCUUUGAUUCAGUCGCAAACUAUGUCGAGAUAUCCACCAAGACGCUGGAAGCAUUCGAGGGUGGCUGC
This is a messenger RNA of Schizophyllum commune H4-8, 795 nucleotides long. RefSeq lists its product as uncharacterized. The record is from RefSeq and is a predicted model, not a curated record. The coding region runs from base 122 to 727 and encodes 201 amino acids. The transcript has 3 exons. NCBI's taxonomy places the organism in Eukaryota, Fungi, Basidiomycota, Agaricomycetes, Agaricales, Schizophyllaceae.